CUGUGUCCUUCAUUUGGCUUCCGCGCUUAUAGUCACUCCUUUGGAAUCAUUCUCUUCUACUAUCCAUUCACCACCCUCUCAUUCUUCAGUGCUCCAGUGCUCACCUCUCUAUACAACAUGAAGUCCCUUCUGCUUGGCGCGUUCGUUGGUUCAGCUACCAGCACUUUUGUUGUGCAAUGUACCAGUCGACUUUUCGAUCAACGUGCCGACCCAGUCAUUAACCCUGGCACUGCCUCUACUCAUGUCCAUACUAUCAGCGGUGGUAAUGGCUUCAACUUCUCUAUGACCUACGAGGAUGCCCGGUCUUCUGACUGUACAACUUGCAACAUCAAGCAAGAUCUGUCCAACUACUGGUCACCCAAGCUAUACUACAAGGCCCAGGAUGGCAGCUUCCUGGACGUACCUAUCAUCGGCGACACAGAUGGAGGUAACCUGGGCGGCAUGGCCAUUUACUACUUGACUCGUAGCGGACCUGACAAUGACAAACUCCGCGCCUUUCCCCCGGGUUUUCGCAUGGUUGCUGGAGACUCAUCGAAGCGGAGCGAAACAGACGAUUUCGCCGGCCGCGCUGUCACCCACAAAUGCGUUGGAGGCUCCAAUGGUCCUGACCCCAAACACCUGCCCAACGAAAAGUGUGAUCAGAUCAGAGUUCAAGUGACAUUUCCUUCAUGCUGGGACGGCGUCAACGAGGAUUCGGAUGACCACAAAAGCCAUGUUUCCUAUCCAAAGGACGGAAACUACGAUGGCGGUAGAUGUCCCUCUUCGCACCCAGUCCACCUAGCUACUCUUUUCUACGAGGUAUACUACGACACCGCCAGCUUCAAAGACAAAUGGUACGGAGACAAGCAGCCGUUUGUCUUCGCGAACGGAGACGGCACUGGUUUUGGUUACCACGGCGAUUUUGUCAACGGUUGGAAAGAAGAUGAGCUGCAGACAGCCCUCGAUAAAUGCGUAGAUGGAGUCGAUAAGUGUGCUGAACAAGUCUUCGGCACCUUCAACACACAAGGUGAAACGCAAGCAUGCAAACUGCCAUCCAUGAUCGACGAGUCUGUCGCUGGCCCUCUCAAGCAACUCCCCGGCUGUAACACUGUCACAUAUGGACCCGAAGCCGCGACCUCCCAGAAAGACUGCGCCGCACCCAAGCUCCUCACCCAGGCCACGCCCAAAAUGGCCGGCUUCGUCGAUCUGACGAGCAAUAAGGGAUUCAAAUACCUAGGAUGUGGCAAAGACAAUGCGCUGACCCGGACACUUAACGAGGAACUGCUCACCGGCACCGACAUGACGGUCGACAAGUGCAUUGACUUCUGCAAAGGCAAGAACAAGAGCUACGCCGGAUUGGAGUUUGGCAGCCAGUGCUACUGCGCCAACUCGCUGCCUGAGGAUCGAGCACCCGGCCAGGGUGCGAGCAACUGCCUGAUGAAGUGUGGCGGUGAUGCGAACCAGGUUUGCGGAGGUGCUGAUGCUAUCAGCUUGUACCAGGCAUGCUCUGGAGGCGCGUGCACGAAUUCCGUCAAGAGGCAAAGUCGAAGGCUUGCAGGUAUCGAAAUGGCUAUCGCGAACGCUGCCUCGUGA
This is a messenger RNA of Periconia digitata, 1572 nucleotides long. The record is from the annotation of a GenBank genome assembly. NCBI's taxonomy places the organism in Eukaryota, Fungi, Ascomycota, Dothideomycetes, Pleosporales, Periconiaceae.